Messenger RNA from Megalops cyprinoides (Indo-Pacific tarpon), 885 nucleotides. It is a transcript of the gene pithd1, whose product is annotated as PITH (C-terminal proteasome-interacting domain of thioredoxin-like) domain containing 1. NCBI's taxonomy places the organism in Eukaryota, Metazoa, Chordata, Actinopteri, Elopiformes, Megalopidae. The transcript is spliced from 6 exons. Bases 90 to 728 code for a protein of 212 amino acids. Gene Ontology annotation, cellular component: nucleus. The record is from RefSeq and is a predicted model, not a curated record.
UGGCGACCAUGAGUUGCAGACUGUGAGCAGGCGCACAGUUCGUGACGCAGGGUAUUUCUCCACUUCUGGGUCGCGAAGUUCUGGUAGCAAUGUCUGGACACGGACAUGGACACGGCGGCCACAACCACGGGUGUGGUUGCGAAGGAGAACAUGAGCCAGCAGAACGGGGCUUUGAGUAUGGGUUGUAUCGGCGCAUUGACAUCGAGAAACUGCAGUGCCUGAAUGAGAGCCGAGACGGGGACGGUAAACUCGUGUUCAAGCCUUGGGAUCAACGCACAGACCGAGAAAAGUUUGUUGAGAGUGAUGCUGAUGAAGAGCUUCUGUUCAAUAUCCCGUUCACGGGCAGCGUGAAGUUAAAAGGUAUCAUCAUCGCAGGAGAGGACGAUGACUCGCACCCUGCUGAAAUGAGACUGUAUAAGAACAUACCCCAGAUGUCAUUUGAUGACACAGGUAGAGAGCCAGACCAAGCCUUCCGCCUAAACAGAGACCCACUGGCAGAACUGGAAUACCCUGCAAAGAUUGCACGUUUCUCCAAUGUUCAACACCUGUCCAUCCACUUGUCCCGGAACUUUGGGGCGGAGUCCACGAGGGUCUACUACAUUGGGCUGCGUGGUGAAUAUACUGAGGCUCAUAGGCACGAGGUGACAAUUUGCAACUAUGAGGCUGCAGCAAACCCAAUGGAUCACAAAGUUGACACAAUCACUCCACAGACACACUUCAUAUCCUGAGGGAGAGGAAAAAGAGAAUUGGGAGUGAGAGACAAAACAAAGGCCUUAAGCACUUACUGCUGAGAGCGACAGCAUGAUGGUGAUGAAUAUAAAGAGAUAGGCAGGUAGGCUUAUAGGGACUUGGACAGAGCAUGCUGGUCACGUGAAUGAACUGGAG